UAAAAAAAAUAAUAAUAAUAAUAUUAAAAGUAAAAAAUUAUUCAAAUCAAAAAUAUUUGAUUAUAAUAUUUGAAACUUAUUCAAAAAUGACAACUUCAAAAGAAUUAAAUUUAGCUAGAAAGAGUCUUGUAGCCUCGCUUGGUGAAAAUGCAAAAAUAUACUUUGAAAAGAUGAAACUUUGGUUUCAGAUGAAGACAACGAAAGAAGAAUUUGAUUGCGAAGCACGAAAUAUUAUGACAGAAGAUCAAGUUCAUCUUCAUAAUGAAUUUCUUCUUUGUUUAUUUAAUAAAGUUAGAGGUUUAGCUGCUGCAACACCUACACGAAAAUUAGAUCGAGAUAAAGCUAUAAAAGAAAAAAGAUUAAGAUUAAAACGUAAAUAUAAAACUGAUAAAUCAAAUUUUGAGCCUGCAGAUAUGUAUGUUGAAGUCUUAAGUCAAACUUCGUCACCUGUUGGGGAUGAGCCUAUUGGAGCCAAUCGUUCUAGUGCUCAAGAACUUGUUCUGCCAGAUAGAACUUUUGUUUUAGCAAGAUUAAUGUUAGCAGCAUGGGAAAAUAAUAUGGAUGGAGCAGAAGAAAAUACUGCACAUAUAGUUAUUGCAGCUACACAGAUUUUUUUAAAAAAUAUACUUACAGCAAUAUUUACAAGAAGGAAAGGAUAUGCUAUUAGAGAUGGUUCAUUUAUUUAUAAUAUUGGAGAACCAGUACCUAGUUCAUGGAAAAGAAAUUCUACUCAUAUAUUAAAAUCAUCAGAUUAUACUGCAACAGAAAUAAUAGAUCCUUAUGGUCAAGUUCCUAUGAUAAAACCAAAUAUUGAAGAAGCAGAACAAGCUACAGCUUUUGCUUAUGCAUGUUCUCCACAAAUUAUUCCACCUUCAUUAAAACCUGUUAAUACAGCUGAUUUACAAUAUACACUAAAGAUCUAUAAAAAUCUUGUUAGCAAUCAUACUAUAUAUGCAACUAAUAUGGAACGUUUAUUUACAUAUUCUACACAUCCAACAUGGGAAGAUCUUGAAGCUAAGAAAUUAUCAUGUCAUCAAUAUAUAAUAUAAAUAAGUUGUUUUUCUUAAAUAAAUAGAUUACAUUUUAAAAUAAUUAUUUAAAAUAUAUAUAAAUUAAAGAUUUAGAUUUAUAAUAUUUUUUAAUAAAAUAUACUUUGUUAAUAAAAUGAAUUGUAAAUUAAUUUAAAAUAUAUAA
Apis mellifera (honey bee) is the source of this 1194-nucleotide messenger RNA. Its product is annotated as transcriptional adapter 1. Gene Ontology annotation, molecular function: transcription coactivator activity. Lineage: Eukaryota; Metazoa; Arthropoda; Insecta; Hymenoptera; Apidae. Gene Ontology annotation, biological process: regulation of transcription by RNA polymerase II. Bases 87 to 1049 code for a protein of 320 amino acids. Gene Ontology annotation, cellular component: SAGA complex. The transcript has 5 exons. The record is from RefSeq and is a predicted model, not a curated record.